Messenger RNA from Penicillium longicatenatum, 2649 nucleotides. RefSeq names its product baculoviral IAP repeat-containing protein. NCBI's taxonomy places the organism in Eukaryota, Fungi, Ascomycota, Eurotiomycetes, Eurotiales, Aspergillaceae. The transcript has 4 exons. The record is from RefSeq and is a predicted model, not a curated record. Bases 1 to 2649 code for a protein of 882 amino acids.
AUGGGAUCGGAAAUGGACACAUUCGCAGCCCGCCUGGCCAGCUUCGACGUUGUGCUCAAGCCCGAGAAGCGGAGAUCUUCAGGCGUGAAAGGCCCCAGAUUCAUCGCAUGGCCUCAUUCAAAGCCUUCCCCUGCAGAGUUGGCGCAAGCAGGCUUCUUCUACAAACCCUACGAAAGCAACCCCGAUAACACAACAUGUUUCGAGUGCGGCCGCGCAUUGGAUGGAUGGGAGGAGGAAGAUAACCCAAUCACGGAGCACCUCAAGCACUCUCCGGACUGCGGAUGGGCGAUCACUAUGGACAUUCAACAGAACAGCUCCAACCCCUCAGCUAUCGAGGAUCCGACCAGUGAGCGUAUUUCCCAAGCGCGGUUGGCAACAUUUGGCUCGGCAUGGCCUCAUGAUGAAAAACGCGGCUGGAUCUGUCAAUCUGAAAAGAUGGUCGAAGCUGGAUGGUAUUUCUGCCCGACAGAAGAGAGUAACGAUUUGGCUAGUUGUGCUUACUGCAAGCUCUCCCUGGACGGCUGGGAGCCCAAGGAUGAUCCAUUCGAGGAGCACUAUCGUCGCUCAUCAGAGUGCUCCUUCUUCGUAUUUGCGCAGCCUCCCACAAAGAAGAGCAAAGGAUCCAAAUCAAAAAAGUCACGCGUGUCAAAGGCGUCUUCUCGCCUCUCAACCCAAUCAGUCGGCACUACCACAUCUGAAGCCCCGGAGGACCUUGACGAAUCAAUGGACCAAAGCAUCAUGUCACAAGCCAGUGUGAAGUCCAAAGCCACGAAGAAGGGAGCGAAGGGCAAGGGUAAAUCCACCAAGGCCAAAAAAGAGGAAGCUGAGGCCGAAGACCAAAUGGAGCUGGACAGUGUUGAACACGUGCAGCCGGAGCCAGAAGCCCCCAAGACCAAACGUGCAGGUCGAGGGAAGAAGAGGGUCAGCAAGGAAAUGGCACGGGAUGAGUCCGAGUCAUUGGCUGAACCUGAUCAACCGUCGAUCGAACCACCCAGUAAGCGCCGCAACACAAGCACCCGAAGCAGCAGCGUAUCUCAGACCUACAACUACGAGCAUGAGUAUGAGAUGUCGGAUGCGGCACCUGCGGAUGAAGCACCCCAAGAAGAGCUCAAGAAAAGCCGCAAGGGAUCGAAGAAGGGAACUAGCAAGAGCCGUAAGGCUUCUGAUGUCUCAGUCUCGUCCAAGUCAACUUCCAAAUCCCGUUUACCCGAAGACUCAGAGUUAGAUGCUGCUAUAGAGGCAGGUCUCGAAGUGGAUGUACCGGAGCAGGUCGGGUCCGAACCGUUAGUAGAGCCAGAGCCCGAACCGGAGCUUGAAGUCGAGCCCGCCCCUCGUGCUUCGAAGAAAUCCAAAGCGAGCAAGAAAACCAAGCCCGCCAAGGCGGCUGAGCAGCAAGCACAGGAGCUGGAAGAGCCUAUGGACUACGAGGAGCAUCCCGAGAAAGAACCAGAGGUCAUUGCCGAACCCGAUGUGGAUGCCAUGGAGCUGAUCGAGGAGCAAGCCGAACCAGCUCCCAAGGCCAAAGCCGCCAAGGGUUCUAAGAAGAAGGGAACUAAGAAGAGCAAGAAGGAAGAGAGCAAGUCAAAGGCCUCGGCAUCGCGAGAGUCCACUCAAAACAAACCCACACCUGAUGACCAGCCUAUUGAUGAGCACCAUAAAUCAUUUGUAUCGGUUGAAAUCGUCAAUCAACAGCCCGAGCCCGCGCCCGAGCCCGAGUAUCAGCCUGAACCUCAAGCUGAGCCCGAACGGGAACCACAACCGGAGCCAGAAGCGACAACCCCUGAGAAGCCUGUGAUGAAAAAAUCUUCGAAGAAAGAAGACAAGGCAAAGAAAUCCAAAAAGUCUAAAAAGAAGGAGCCAUCUCCAUCACCUGAGCCGGUGGUGGAAGAAACUUUUGAGGAACCCAUGCCUGAGCAGCCUGUGCCGGUGUCUCCAUCUGCAGAUGAAGAAUGGGGGACGCCGGAUGAUCUACCAGAUCAAGUCGAGAUGGUUGCACCUGUAGAACCUUCCCCGGAACCUUCUCCAGAGCCGCCGACUAAACAGCGGACGCCUGUACCUCCCAAGACGGUCAAGCGAUUCAGUGAUAUUCCCCAAGAGGAGCAUCUGACCGAGUAUAUCACGAAACCACAAGAGUCUCGAGGCAGUAUGCAGAGGGUAUCCCGAGGAUCUAAGCGAUCUGUCUCACCUCUGCCACCAGCGCACCAGCACACGCCGUCAAUGUCCCCCCAAUCCUCUGAUGCCGAGAACCGACCCCCUUCCUCUCGUCUCUCAGCAUCCCGCCCAGCUAUCCCACCAGCGGAACCGCAGGAUCAGACUCCGCGGGCGGCAGCCACUCCGUCGCCAUCUAAACGCAAUUUCAACGGUGCCUUCGCGGCUUCCAACCAUCCUUGGACACCGGUGGACAUUGACGAAGCCCUAUUUGGAGAGGCUAGUGACAAGGAGAAUGCCGAUCUUUCUGGCCUGUUCAAUGGCAUGAAGCGAGGGCUGACUAGUCCGGAGAAAAAGAUGACUGUGGAAGAAUGGAUCAUGUGGAAUGCAAAGAAUGGUGAAGAGCGGCUCAAGCGUGAAUGCGAACGGCUUGUCGGUCAAUUUGAAAAAGAGGGGAGUCGAGGCAUGCAGCGACUCGAGGCCAUCGAGUGUAUUGAUUAA